Messenger RNA from Phytomonas sp. Hart1, 918 nucleotides. The record is from the annotation of a GenBank genome assembly. NCBI's taxonomy places the organism in Eukaryota, Euglenozoa, Kinetoplastea, Trypanosomatida, Trypanosomatidae.
AUGGUUCUCCCCGUCGCUUUCCAUGCAAGAGAGCUCGCCGAGGGCGGAGGGGGGGCACGCGGCCAGGCCUUAAGCGAUUGGGUCAUCGCCCAGCUCGAGGGCGACUACGAUAUCAUCUUCCGACGUCGAUGUCUACUGUCGGACGACCAAAGCGGUUCUUCAGCCCACUUUGUCUCGCCUUUGGUCCGGCAUGCCUUGGAACAGCUGUCGCUGGAGCCACAGCGGGGGGGUAGGGUCGACCACUCGCUUGAAAAGUGGCUCCGCGAGUCACUAUGGGUGGAUUCGUUAGUUUUAAAGCCGGCGACGUCGUCACAUGGCAAUGCAGCGCCAAAACCCAAUGGUGUCCGAUCUCGGUUCGGUGUCCAUCAUGAGGCGGGGGGGCAUCGCCAUGCUCUAGUCAUAGAUCAGACAGAUUCUUCGUCUUCGUCUUCUUACAAUAAAAAGAAGACCAACACCGUACGGUGGAAGGAUAGCUUCGAGUACAUGGAAUACAAGCCAAAGGGCUUACCUAACAGCCGAUACCACUGGACAGAUCAGGUGCCAUCAUACAGCUACCUUGAAGAUGAUUUUUACGACCCUUUAGGAACACAAGAUCGUAAUUAUCUAGCAGUUGGACAUUCUCCAAUCCUAAAGCGCGAGCCGGAGGGAGUGAAGGCUACAGACACCAGUGUUGACACGUGCAAUCCAUUGUCGAUGCACAAGAACCAAAACAAGGGGAUCUCAAAGGCGGUGGACAACUUCCGAAGCGUCUUUACUGAGGAGCUACGUACCAACCGGAGCUCUAAACUGCGGAAACUAGCUUUCUCACCGUUAGAGCAGCAAGAGUGGUACAUUGACGAGAAAUUAAUUCGUUCGGAAGCUGCCAAAGUAGAGUUCAUGAACGAGUUGACCCGGUGGAACUUCAAAGAUUUAGACUAA